Molecule: messenger RNA, 348 nt
Organism: Myodes glareolus (Bank vole)
Lineage: Eukaryota; Metazoa; Chordata; Mammalia; Rodentia; Cricetidae
Source: RefSeq, a predicted model, not a curated record
GAAUAUUGAGUGUCCUGAGAGGUCAGAUUGCUGUCAGACAUGGCUGCUGGGCAUGGACACGGGCACGGGCAUGGGCAUGGCCAUGAUAAACUGGUACUUCCAGAUCACACACAGUGGAAAAUAGAAGGGACACCGCUAGAGACAGUGCAGAGGAAGCUGGCUGCCCGGGGACUGACAGACCCGUGGGCUCGCAAUGAGGCUUGGCGAUGCAUGGGUAGCUUUGCGGAGAACAUCUCCUUCUUGAGUGUGCUGUUCAAAGGGUUCAAGUGGGGAUUUGCUGCGUUUGUGGUCAUGGUAGGGGCUGAGUAUUUCCUGGCCUCCCAGAACGGUGAUAAGAAACAGCACUGA